GGCACCCUGGGGGUGUCUUCUCUUUCCCUGUGAUGUCGUCACUGUGAGUUGAAGGAUGUUGUGGAAAUAAGGCAUCGCCGGAAGCAACAGUUGGGCAGCCUGGGGUCCCCUCGGGUUACCGGUUACGACUAUGAUUAUUUGGACGUCCUUUUAAAACCGUUAUUAUCUCACCCAGGCCAGCCCACGUUUUACUGUCAUCCAUGGAAAGGCGCUUCGUAGCCGUCUCCGACUUCUGGGACCUAUAACUCUUUGGCAUGAUUCUUCGGAAAGUUCUUAAGCGGGAUGGAGCAAUCUUCACUUAGGCUGUGGGAGAAGGAGGCGGAUUUGUCCUCUUCAUGCUGACAAGAAAUCGCUGCUAUGACUUCUCCGGCGACGCGGACAGGGGCCAAGUGCAGCUGAACUGGUCAUGGUCUGGCGUCCAGGGUUCCUUUGUCGUCGGCGACGUUGCCCCCGGCCCUUCCUGGUGGGCUUGGUGGUGGCCCUCUGCCUCUUCUACCAGAGCCUGACACUCCGAGGGGCGAGGAAGCUCGCAGCCACUGUGCCUGGGGCUGCCCCCAACACGCCCCCCGACGCCCAGGCCAGCAGAUGCAAGAGAAGAUGGUCUGUGGACGAACGGUGCUUCUCUCUCCCUGGCAAUGCUCGCGACAUCAGAACGCUGGAAGAAUCCAUGGAGACCCACUUUGGCAGCCACGGCAGAAGGGCCAUCCUCUACAGGCCUCCCUCCUCCAGCACAAUGGAACUUCGGCUCCACCAGCAUCUUCUCGCUCAACUUGGUUACACAGUGGUCAUCGCUGAAGAGGGGCCCGGUCCUGACCUUGGGCUGGAGCUGCUAGAAAAAGGUGAUUUAGGCUCCUGGGAUCUGCUCAUUUGCCUGUCUUCUAGGAAAGCUGGUGGAAAUCUCUGCAUAUCCAAGGAAGAUGUGUGCCAGUUAAGUUUACAUCAAAAGGUAAACAUAUUACCAGAAAUACAGCAUCAGCUUUGCAGAAAGGAAGGCUUAUGUCAAAUAAUUCAAAGAUUUCCAGAACUGCAACUUCCGGUGAGCCCCUCUGUGUGUUUGGACCAGAGCACACAAUUCAAGCUGAGUUCUUGGAGUCACCUUUUAAAAACUGUGAAGCCGCAUGUGUGGAAACCAUGGUCCUGGAGACGUGAACAGCUGGAUCAAACAACAGUCCUUGCUCCACAUGAGACCAUAUUUAGAGCCGAAGAUCUAUCUGUGAUUCUUAAAGCAUACGUGUUGGUGACAUCCUUAACCCCUUUGCGUGCAUUCAUUCAUUCGACUGGCAUGGUUUGGAAUCCACCUAAGAGAAAACGCUUCACUGUCAAGCUGCAAACCUUUUUUGAGACAUUCCUGAGGGCCAGUUCGCCUCUCCAGGCCUUGGACAACAUGAAGGAAGCAAUCAGCAAACUCCUGCUGGCUGCCGAAGCUUUCAGCGAAACAUCUCCUCUGGGACCGAAGGCCUUCCACAGAUGCAGUUUAUGUUUUCAACUUUUAACUUUUGACAUUGGUUAUGGCAGUUUCACGUCCCCUGUGGUGCUCCAGGUGCAUGGGCAUUUACAUUUUCAAGAUGACGAUAAUAUGGAUUUUGAGGACCAAAACACAGAAGAAUUUAUUUUAAAAGACGCUUUCAAUUUUCUCUUCUCGAAUGAAUCUUCAUUUUCCAUAUUCUCUGAGAUAUUUCAGAGACUCUACAGAUCAGCUGUAUCCAAGGGUGAAAACUACAAAAAGGAACUGAAUCAAUGCCUAUCUUUAGAGGAGAUUAAUUCAAUGAUGACUUUCGUAAAGGAACUUGGGAGCUUGGGGCAAUUCCAACUGCUCUUUCCAUCAACUUCUCCUGGGAUUCAGUCUUGGAUGCGUGAAUUUUAUGUCACUGCAAAUCCUAUGGGAAAAGCUCGUUCAGUCCUGACCCAACACUCCUCUCUUUUAAAUGUUUUUGAGCAAUUUCAGCUCCUGAAUAAAAAGGCACAAUCACAUCCAUUGGAAUGGCAUUCCUUCGCGGAGGAUGAGAACAUUGAAAAACCACAAGUGCCAUUUGAUGCAACUGAACAUAAAAAAGUUGUGGUUCAACAAAUUAUGAAUGCAACCAUAGAAGUGCACUGCAGCAAUGAUGAAGACAUACAAUGUCAUAUCAAGCAGAUCUUCACACAGCCACAUUUGGAGCUAAGUCCUGAAUUUAACCCGAAGAUCAAAGAUUAUUACUCUGAAGUCCCUUUUGAUGUGGUAACAGUGACAAUUGGAGUGGAGACGUCUAACUGUCAGUGCAAGGUGUACCUGCAUGAACGGGCAGGGCCCAGCUUUGCCAACUACCCUCUGGGCUUAGGAACAAACAAAAUCUCAAUGCUUGUGGUGGAUGAAUCUCUAGCCCAGGGUGAGACCCUGAUCACGUACAAACUCACCAUCUAUCGAGAAGACCGUCCAAGUCUGCCCUUGUUUGAGGACUUUAUGGCAUGCGGUUUUGUGCAGGAUUGUGGUUUGCUGAUUCACCCGGAGGAAGCCUGUGGGUUACAGCCUAUUUCUUCUGACUACAUCGAAGCCCUUUCACAGCCCGAACUAAAAACUUGUCCAUCUGGGGACACAAAAGGCCAAUGGAUCAUGCCUUGCCUUAGUUGUUCAGACAACAGGACCUGUGACUGGAGAGAAAUAACGUGGCAGCCCCACAACUGCCAGUAUGGUGUCCUCACUAAGCCUCAGCUGCAGCAGUGCCUGGGAGCGAGGAAGAUUCUUUUCAUUGGCGAUUCAACCAACAGAGGGAUGAUGUACUAUCUGAUUGAAAGACUGAACGAAACCUUGCAGGAAUGGCAGAAGGUGCAUGGCACUAAGUUCUACCACAAUGUCAAUGGUGGGAAGACUUUGAUCAGUUAUUCCUACUAUCCUCAGUUCUGGAUAAGCCCUUCAUUGAGACCAACGUUUGAAAAGGCCCUUGAGCAUCUCUUGCAAAGAUCACGUCCUCUGGAGAAUUCAGGCCAGACUGUAUUGGUCGUUGGUGGUGUUCAGUGGCUUAAUUCCAAUCAUCUGCAAAUUAUUCACAAGGUUCUGAAGAGGGAAAAUUUACUCAAUAUCCUUGUGAUCAUCAAAACUUUGGGAAUCGGAUUUCAUCUGCCAGUGGAUGGAGUGCAUUUCUUAACACAGAGGGAACUUCAGAACUUAUGGAAAGAAAAUGUGAUAAUUCUGGACACUGCCAAAAAGUAUGGCUACGAAGUGGUUGACACCUUCACUAUAACCAUGGGGCGCUACAAAGAGUUUCUGCAGGGAGCCUGUGGGUGCCAUUUCCAUGAGGUAGUGAAGUCCAAGUUAUCCAAAGAAAAUCACUUGAUUAAAAUAAAACAAUCAAGAAAUCAUACUGUGGGGAAAUAUUUCAGCAACCAGAGCAAACUACAGCAGCAACAGGACUCUCCAAUAAAUGUUCAGUCGCCGUAUCACGUCCGAGGCCCGAUUAAUCAGGUUUGCUCUGAAAUCCUCCUCAGCAGGAUGUGCGCGCCUACAGGAGCUGCGUAGGCUCCCUGAUGGGGACUGAACUUGGAACUGAAGACAAACCACUAACCUGGACCAUCGUCUAAGACCCACAACCUGUGCCUCGUGUGUAUUUGAGACUGACUACCUGCCUUCAUGCACACCAGCACAGUUACACACCAAUGCACACAUAGCUUUAAAAAAAAAAAAGAAGUAAUAACACGUUGUUCCUGCCACUUUAUAAAGUCAAGAUGUGCACUCAGAAAUCGGCUGGUUUUCCAUGUGGAAGACAGAGCCAGGAAAAGGUUACUCAACAUAUAAUAUGGACAAGACCCACUGUGGGCUAGGGAUUGCAUUGUGAUAAUAAAAAGAAACACAGGCACUUGAAUUAUGGGAGAAAGGCUAAUGCGUUGAGCGUUGUGUUGUAUUCUCUGUUGGCCCGUGAAUACUGAGAAGGGUAAAAAAGCAAUUACAUUCCACUUGCAAGUAGGGGCUGCGCUUGCGUCCUUCACCGGGAGAAAACGUGGCGUUAAUGUGGCUUCGGCUUUGUGAAUCUAAUGCUUACGAAAAAACAUUUUUCCUAUGCUUUUUAAACUUUAUAACUGAAAGGAAAAGAAUAGGAAUGUUCCACAAGGGAAUUCAAAUAGAUUCUAUGAGAUGAGAAGUGUAAUAUUUGACCCUUAAAACACCAGCAUGUUUAACUUUGCACUCUUUGUCAUUUUCAUAAACAUUCCCUCCUAUCCUGUCCCUGAACUUGGAUGGGUAACUGCAGACUAAGUUGAGUAAACGUAUAAUUUUUAAUUGCAAAACAAAAUAUAGUUCCCCAUGUAUGACUUUGUUUCAUUGACAGUAUUACUUAAGAAAGCUUUGGUUUGCCAAUAGAGCCCUAUGUAAUGUAAGGUUAUAAUUACAUUUUAUGUAAAUAUUUUGCAAAGGAUUAGGCAUUCUCAAGUACAUAGGCAUUUAUUUCCAUAAAGCACGUGUACAUGUCCACAAAUACUCCUAUGUUACUAGUAACUAUAUUUUUAUUUUCCUGAACAACUGUUUCUAAUCCAAAUUUAGAGUAGGCAUAAAUUAUUUUUUAUUAAAACUGUGGCAUACAUAUAAAACACACCUAGUUCUACUAUUUAGAACUUUUUCUUCUAUAUUUUCAUUUCAAAAUAGUAAAUUCCUUUAUUUUACAAAUGCUUGGUUGUGAGAUAACAUCUCACAGUAACAAUGGUUUUUAAAGGAUUAAUUUCCUUUUGGGGGAAAAAGAGCUGAGAGGGCUAAUUCAACCAUGGCUGAAAUUACCAAGUGUACAAAUACCUCAAUUUUAUUACCUUACUAAACAUAAAGCUAUUUUGAUCAAUGAGUUCCUUAGUAUGAAUAUCCACCUCCUUUAAAUACUCUAUUUUUAUAUAUAUUUUUAUAUGAAAGUAAACAUGAAUUUAUAUUUAAGUGCCUUAAAUUAUAUUUAAGCACAAAUAUCACUUGAUAUAAACAAUGCAUAUCUGCAUCUGAUAGAUGAUAGAUUUUUAAAAAGAAUGGUACAGGAUUCACUUUUAAAGUGAACAUGGUUUUUUUCCUAAUAUCUGCAGCUAUACACAUGCACCAUUUUUAUGUUUUUCCUUCAUUUUUUUAAUGAAAUAAGAUGUUUCCAAUUUAUACAGCCUCUCACUCAAGUUUUAAUGUAUUACAUUCUCUGUAACGGAAUUAUAGCCAGUGGCUGAUUCUUGCAAUUUACCGUCAACAUAAUUUCAAUAA
Molecule: messenger RNA, 5194 nt
Organism: Eptesicus fuscus (big brown bat)
Lineage: Eukaryota; Metazoa; Chordata; Mammalia; Chiroptera; Vespertilionidae
Gene: CPED1
Product: cadherin like and PC-esterase domain containing 1
Exons: 22
Coding region: 407-3493 (1028 amino acids)
Source: RefSeq, a predicted model, not a curated record